Epithele typhae is the source of this 219-nucleotide messenger RNA. RefSeq lists its product as uncharacterized. The transcript has a single exon. The record is from RefSeq and is a predicted model, not a curated record. Bases 1 to 219 code for a protein of 72 amino acids. Lineage: Eukaryota; Fungi; Basidiomycota; Agaricomycetes; Polyporales; Epitheliaceae.
AUGUUUUACGACUACACCAUCACCUUCAGCCAGGAAGUCGAUCUUUUCUGGAGGCGUAGGAUCAACGGCGCUUCAAUCCUGUUCUUCGUGAACAGAUAUGUGGCGCUUGUUGUAUAUAUUAUCAACAUUGCUUCUUUUGCUCCCAUGACGGACAAAGUGGGUAUGAAUCCUGUCUGGAUUCCAUCGAUGCUGACGCCGAUGUUAUCUAGAGGUGCCUGA